CGUGGCAAUCUUUUUAACCCUCUUUUUGUUUCCACAAUGUUGGGAGGUAUGAAAGUUUAACUAUUCGCUUUCCUCUUUCCAGCUUUCAGCCGGGGGCAAAAAACUCUGUUUUCCACUAUUCAUGUUUUAGUUCCUCAUUCAAACUGCUGUGUUUUCACCGAGUCCGCCACAACACCGGCCCCUCACACUUCCCUAUCUCUGGCGUCUAAUCUUCCUACGUUGUCCCUAUAAACGCGCAAAUAGAAAGGCGCCAAAAGUAGGAAAGGAUAGCGCCCCUGCCUCGACCUUCGGGGCCAGCAGCCUAUUACUGAACCGAAAUCCCAAAGCCUAAACCCUAGCGCUGCUGAGAGCUUCCCCAUUUGGGUGGCACAGAGGGGCGGUACCGAGGGCGGGAAUAGGCUUUCCUCAGCCCGGUGGAGCUGUGCCGCUGCCUCUAUUACUGACUGAAGAACACUCUGCGUGUGUGGGAUAAGGGGAGCUGAGCAAAUUCACUAUCCCAUCCGCGCCUGUGAUCCUACUAACCCGAGAUCUGCAGCAGUUUCGGUUGCUAGAGUUUACUUCGUCCCACUUUUUCUAGAAGGAGUGGUUGUAUCAAUGAAGAAAGCCGAUGUAUCAUGAAAUGGCAUUACUAGCGGGGAAGGCAGAGCCAGACUUCACUUCCUUUAGAGUCAAAAGCGUGGAGAACUUUUGUGAAGUCCGUACAAGGAAAGGGGUGUUUUACAAAACAGCCAAGCUUCUCCGUCCAGAUGAGGAAAGAUGCAAUAGAGGGCAAUUGGAAGACAGAACACGACAUGUCAUUAUUAAUGUAGGGGGCAUCAAGUACAGAAUUCCAUGGACGACAUUGGAAAACUGCCCUUUGACACGACUUGGAAAGCUAAAAACUUGUAAUAACCAUGAUGAAAUAAUGGACGUUUGCGAUGAUUAUGAUAUCAAUUGCAAUGAGUUCUUCUUUGAUCGCAACCCAUGUGCCUUCAGGACUAUAAUGACUUUUCUGGCAGCUGGGAAACUGAGAAUACUGCGGGAAAUGUGCGCCCUGUCUUUCCAAGAAGAACUUAUAUACUGGGGAAUCGAAGAAGAACAGCUGGAGUGGUGUUGCCUAAGAAAACUGCAGCAGAAAGAAGAAGAACUUGCUGAAGCCAAGAUGUAUGAAGGGGAAUCUGGGAUUUCAAAAGAGAAUUCACAAAGUGCCUUGCAAGACAGUGGUCGUUUGGCUCAGUGUAUGAAGCAUCUCAGGGACAUGGUGGAGAACCCUCACUCAGGAAUCCCUGGGAAGAUAUUUGCUUGCCUCUCAGUCUCAUUUGUGGCCAUCACAGCAGUCAGCCUGUGUAUCAGCACCAUGCCUGAUUUUAGGGAAGAAGAGGACAGAGGUGAAUGUUCCCAGAAGUGCCAUGACAUUUUCGUGUUAGAGACAGUUUGUGUGGCUUGGUUUUCCUUGGAGUUUGUUUUGCGUUUCAUCCAAAGCGAAAGCAAGUGUGUGUUUUUAAGGACCCCGCUGAAUAUGAUUGACAUAAUGGCCAUCUUGCCUUACUAUAUCACACUUAUAGUAGAUGCCCUUUCUGGAGGAAAAGCAGGAGGGGCCGGAAACAACUAUUUGGAGAAAGUGGGACUAGUGCUACGUGUACUGCGAGCCCUGCGCAUUUUAUAUGUAAUGAGACUAGCGAGGCAUUCCCUUGGGCUGCAGACAUUAGGCCUCACAGUCAGAAGGUGCACCAGAGAAUUCGGACUCCUCCUUCUCUUCUUAUGUGUUGCCAUGGCUCUGUUUUCCCCACUUGUAUAUUUAGCAGAGAAUGAAUUAGGAGCCAAGCAGGAAUUCACCAGUAUUCCAGGAACUUACUGGUGGGCAGUAAUCUCUAUGACAACAGUAGGCUAUGGAGACAUGGUUCCUCGGAGCAUCCCAGGACAAGUGGUGGCCCUGAGCAGCAUACUGAGUGGUAUUUUGCUCAUGGCAUUUCCAGUAACUUCAAUCUUUCAUACAUUUUCCCGCUCUUAUACAGAACUCAAGGAACAGCAGCAACGAGCCAGCCGGCAGAUACCAAGACUAGAGGACAGGGAGCCUUGCACAGAGACCGAGUCCUAAUUAAACGAGAAACCCUUUCAUUCCAGUACUGAGGGGAUAUUGGUUCAUUAACUCUGAAGCACCAACAAUGUCACAGUAUACGGAAAUCUACUGUACACACACGUAUAUCCAUCAAUUGGGAUGUUUUUAGAAAUUUGUAAUAUUUUCCUUAUUUCGUUCCAGCCAAGUUUAACAUCUGGUGGACCACUGGCGAAAAAGACAUAUGUUCUGUUACCCUUAUUUUCUAAUAAUUAGGUAUAGAAUCAGCACAACAUCACUGAAAUGGUAUUUGUAACUAAUUAGAAAAGCUGGACUAAUAUUACUGUAUUACAGCCUGUUCAUUUUCAGUGUUGGCAGUGGAAUCAACAGUUCAAAUACCCUGCAUAUAACGCAAUGGACUUUCUUUUUAUUUAUCGAAUGUUUGUUAAAAAGUGCUUUAGAAGAAUAAAUAUCUUUCUAUGUGA
Molecule: messenger RNA, 2520 nt
Organism: Xenopus laevis (African clawed frog)
Lineage: Eukaryota; Metazoa; Chordata; Amphibia; Anura; Pipidae
Gene: kcng2.S
Product: potassium channel, voltage gated modifier subfamily G, member 2 S homeolog
Exons: 3
Coding region: 608-2077 (489 amino acids)
Biological process (GO): action potential; potassium ion transport; potassium ion transmembrane transport
Cellular component (GO): voltage-gated potassium channel complex; plasma membrane; membrane
Molecular function (GO): voltage-gated potassium channel activity; monoatomic ion channel activity; potassium channel regulator activity
Source: RefSeq, a predicted model, not a curated record